Messenger RNA from Manduca sexta (tobacco hornworm), 2734 nucleotides. RefSeq names its product putative metallocarboxypeptidase ecm14. Gene Ontology annotation, biological process: proteolysis. The transcript is spliced from 12 exons. NCBI's taxonomy places the organism in Eukaryota, Metazoa, Arthropoda, Insecta, Lepidoptera, Sphingidae. The record is from RefSeq and is a predicted model, not a curated record. Gene Ontology annotation, molecular function: metallocarboxypeptidase activity; zinc ion binding. The coding region runs from base 106 to 2481 and encodes 791 amino acids.
CUUUGGGCUAUCUCCUGGCCACAAUUCUCUUUUCUAACAUAUUACGUCGUUCAGUCGUUUGUCAAAGGAAACAAUGUCAUCAGAAUUAAUCAAAUUUUUCUUAAUAUGAAAACUUUAAUAUUUUUGAUAGCAACAGGAUUUAUACAAUUCGUAUUAUGCAAUAUAAAGUAUAACAUAUCAGACUAUGACUCAUACCCAGUGUGCCCUAUAACAUUUUUACGUCAGAAAAGAGCGCACACUGAAUAUACAAGAUGGCGGGCAGAUCAAGAAAGUACGCCAGAAUUCUUAGUAAAAGUUUUAGAUGAAGAACUAACAACAUCAACGAUCAAACAAAUCAUUGCUGUUAAUAUCCAGCCUAUAACAAAAGGUGGGGAAAAGAUAAUUGUAGGCGGAGCCAUGGUUCCACCACCAACAUCUUUAACGACACAGUCUGAUCCAAUGCGGGAUUACACUCGAUUUGUACCUCCUACAACAGUCGCUAUAUCUCACGUUGACGGAGAUAUGUACCUAGCGCCGGCUCCACUGUCUAAAUCCGCUGAUAAAAUAUCGUCUCUGCCAUUGCGAGGGCUUCCUAUGGCUCGACAUUCGCUCCGUGAUGAUAGCCCACCAGCUAGUCCACAGUUUCUCGCACGGACACCCUUAUUGUCAGCUAGGCAAUAUGCCCCUAUAAUUCCGGUUGCCUUUACUCCAAGAACCACAGUCACUCCACUAACACCUCCUACGCAGCGCCCUUAUAAUCCUCGUAAAGCAUUUUUGCCACUUUCACGGACAACAUCGUUUCGUGAUAUGAAUGUGCCAACCAGAACAGAGUCGGAUUUUCAAAAUACCCACUCAAUUGACAAUGAAUAUACAACAGAAAUUGCAUAUUUACCAAAACAUACAUCCAUUCAACAAAAUAUUGCCAAAGAAUCAUCUUAUACUGAUUUAGAAUACAGUAGUACCAGUGAAAUAGUUUGGCACACCACUAGGACAUCAAAAUCUGAUGAUGAUGAAAGUAUUUUUAACAAAAUCAAAGAGAAAGAUAUAGAUACUGCCUAUAGCAUGAUGUUUUAUAAUGAUGAAGAUAACGAAAGUCCGAGCAAAAAAGAUGAUAUCGAUGCCAGUGAUAAUUAUGAAGAUAAAAUCAAAUUGCACAACGAUUCAACAGAAAUGGAAUCAAACGAAUUACUUAGUGAAACUACUAAAUUUCAAAAUAUUACUCCGCCUGAAAAUAUAUUACCGAACGAUGAUCAGGAAAAAGAAGAAGAUGACGAAAUUAAAACAACAGAGUCAGAGACACAUUUUAUAAAAGCGACUAUAACAACUUUACAUACAACUGUGGCUGUAAAGGAAAAGGAAAAAGCAAAAAAAAGCUCGAUAUGCAGUGUCAUAAAACUAAGACAACUCAGUUUUAAUUCUCCGCGCACCUUGCCUGAGAUAGUUGUUCAAAUGAGACAGUGGGCAGAGGAAAGUCCAAUUGCUAAAUGGACGGAUAUAACGAGUGGAAAUUAUACUGUUAUGGAAAACCCUAUUUAUAUGAUGAUGGUUGACGAUCCUAGUAGUGGCCAAAUAGUGACGGCAAAGCAAACUGUAAUGAUUGUCGCAGGUAUACAAGGUAGAGACCAUCAUGCUGUAGCAGCAGCUAUGUAUGUCCUGUAUCAAUUAAUAGAACGGACUGAUGCUCAUGCUGAUUUACUUAAAAGAUACAGAUUUUGGAUUAUUCCGGUCUUUAACCCGGAUGGAUACGAUUAUUCCAUGACUUUCUCACAAAAACGUGGAUGGACCAAAAACUUGCGUCAAACGUGGGACGUAUGCAAAGGUCGUGAGUCAUGCUAUGCAUGCGAAGCCUACGGCCUAAGAUGCACCGUACAACACUGUUAUGGUGUAAAUCUCGACAGGAAUUUCGAAUAUCAAUGGAUUCCAGCGGAGGAGUUACGCGCAGAGCACCCUUGCGGUGCAUUGUACGCGGGCACCAGGCAACUCAGCGAGGCCGAGACGAGAGCUCUCACACAAUUCCUGCAUGAACAGCGUACCCCGCUCUAUACUUUCAUUGCAUUUAAAGAAGGAGAUGUUCUGGGCGUGAUGUAUCCAUAUUCGCACACAAGGAAAAAACGAGCUUUUGACCACGUUUACAGACAACGUGCGUCGAGCGCCGCGGCAGCCGCUUACAGCAUCAGUGGACGGUCGUAUGUCGCAGGACAGACUUCAGAGUUUCUACCACUCUACGCGGGAGGUAUAGAGGAUUGGGUCGACGGACACUUAGGCAUCGACAACACCUACACUAUUAUGAUGUUUCGACCUACUGACGCCUACAACUCCAAACUUAUCACCGAGCGCGUGGUGCACGAAGCCUAUGCAGCAAUGGACACGUUGUUGCUUCAAAGUGUUGAACCAUUGGGGCCUCCAGUACUAACGAUUACUAGAGCUAGAUCAACAACCACGGAGUCUUCUAUGCAUUUGGUCUUAUUAAUCUCCAUCACUGUUACAGUUAGUUAUAGCUAAACACAAAAAUAUUAAAUGAUGAUUUGGAUGGGAACUUUAGUCUGUAAUUGUAACAAUGAAUACUAUACGUCGUCAAGCUUUGGAUGAAUAUCAUGUAAACCUGUUUUCUAAAACUACUUCAAAGCUUUUGUAUGGUAGUUAAUUGCACACACACAAUUUGUGUAAGUAUGUCGGUUUGCCGAUUACGUUUGUAUCUGUAUGUUAUACCAAGUGUUUAUUAUAAUGAAUAUAACAAUUUAAUCCUUUAAACGUG